UGGGGUUUCUACUAAGAAUGGGAAUUCCCAUGAAAAGUGACGUCCCUGUAAAUGGAUCCUUGGCCACCUCCACCUGUCCCACUGUUGUCGCCUUGAACCCCCACUGCUCGGCAACCUCAAUGUGUUUGAGUUGAGUUGUGUCAGGGUCAUCAGCAGCAUCCCUGGAAAUGUCCUCAGCAGUACCCCAGCCAAUGGCCUUAGCACAGCCCCAGUCAAUGACCUUGGCACAGCCCCAAUCAAUGACAUACACCCUGCCAUUCUUUUUGACACACACAUUUCCUGCUGAGAUGUCCCUAUGCAGGAGACCAAUGUCAUUUGCCUGGGCAAGGCACAGGGUCAGCUGCUUGAUAAACCUAGGAACCAGCUCGUCCUUCUGAUCAUUAGUCUUGCCUUUCAGAUACUCGGCCAUUGACUGGCCACAGUCCUCCAUGAGCACAAACUCCAGCCGGUAUCCAUUGAGGUUGCUAAUGAGCAGGCCACUCAAAAAUAUCU
Molecule: messenger RNA, 492 nt
Organism: Kickxella alabastrina
Lineage: Eukaryota; Fungi; Kickxellomycota; Kickxellomycetes; Kickxellales; Kickxellaceae
Exons: 1
Coding region: 168-377 (69 amino acids)
Source: RefSeq, a predicted model, not a curated record